AUGGGCGGACACUACUGGUGCAAGGGCGCCCACGCAGGGAUACAGACCUCGAUAUACUGUGUUAAGAUGGUGGGAGGCGGGGGCGGUCCGGGCGCAUGGGCGGCCGGCGGAGGGCUGGCCGUGACCUUCAUGGCUGUGGGCGGGGCUGUGGGCGCCAUCCUGCUGGUGGUGGUGGGCGUGUGGGCGGCCAGACGAUGGGCUGGACGCAAGAACUCGGAGGAACGCCAACAGAUCCUGCUCUGGCCAGGGGCGGGAGCGCAGCCCUGUAGUUUCCAGACGAGGGAGAUUCGGUUCACGCUUCCUCCGAGCAUGGCGCCCCUCGCAGCCGCCGCCAGCGAGCACGAGAACCAGCCUGACGGAGGGGGUGAUGGUCCCGCGCCUCACUCCGGGGUCACCUCGCUCAGCGGAUUUAUAUCUUUGAAAACCCUUACCAGGACCUAUGGAAACAUAAAAGAGGCAGAUUACUUAUUUAAAUUCUUAUCGCAAUAUGAGUAUAGUAAAAAAUCUCAGCAUCCUUCAGAGAAUUCAUCUAUUGCUUAA
Penaeus monodon (black tiger shrimp) is the source of this 540-nucleotide messenger RNA. RefSeq lists its product as uncharacterized. The transcript is spliced from 4 exons. Lineage: Eukaryota; Metazoa; Arthropoda; Malacostraca; Decapoda; Penaeidae. Bases 1 to 540 code for a protein of 179 amino acids. The record is from RefSeq and is a predicted model, not a curated record.